This is a messenger RNA of Triticum aestivum (bread wheat), 808 nucleotides long. Its product is annotated as 14 kDa proline-rich protein DC2.15. Lineage: Eukaryota; Viridiplantae; Streptophyta; Magnoliopsida; Poales; Poaceae. The record is from RefSeq and is a predicted model, not a curated record. Bases 76 to 456 code for a protein of 126 amino acids. The transcript has a single exon.
UAGAGCUCCAGAUCAGCUGAUCAAUAAUCACUUUGUCUGUGCUUCUGCGGUGUAGUGAUCAGAUCACUCGCAGCAAUGGCAGGCAAGGCAUCCAUCGCGCUGUUCCUCGCCGUGAACCUGGUCGUCUUCUCCGUGGCCAGCGCGUGCGGUGGAAACUGCCCGACCCCAUCGACGCCCACACCGACCCCGGCCGCGUUCGGUAGGUGCCCACGCGACGCGGUGAAGAUAGGCCUGUGCGUCAACGCGCUGAACCUGGUCAAGGCCGAGCUGGGCGCGCCGCCUACGCUGCCCUGCUGCCCGCUGGUGAAGGGGCUCGUCGACCUGGAGGCGGCCCUGUGCCUCUGCACGGUGCUUAAGGCCAACGUCCUCAACAUCGUCAAGCUCAACCUCCCCAUCGACCUCAGCGUCAUCCUCAACGACUGCGGCAAGAAAGUGCCCACCGGAUUCCAGUGCUAAGCGAUCUCGGUCGACGGACGUGUGCCAUGCUGCCCAUGCAUGCACGCAUGCAUUCCUUGCGUGGUCGCACGGUUGCAUGAGUCCAUGGUCGCACGGGCGUUAUUCUGCUUGAUCAAUCCUUUUAUUGCAGGUGUGUUUGUUUGUUUGGUUGCUAUUCUACUUGACGUGCUAGCCACAAGUCUGCAUGGAUGUGCAUGCAUCCUACGGAGAGUACGUCUGUAGCCGGUUUAAUCCUUUUUAUCUUUCUUAUUAUAAUCACUUCCUUUAUUGGCGAGUUCUUUCAUGGCGUGUGGCUUGUAUCCGUUUUGUACAGUCAACAUAAUGAAUAAAGUUUAUUCUUACUUCGGGCUUC